Molecule: messenger RNA, 2245 nt
Organism: Betta splendens (Siamese fighting fish)
Lineage: Eukaryota; Metazoa; Chordata; Actinopteri; Anabantiformes; Osphronemidae
Product: claudin-20-like
Exons: 1
Coding region: 529-1281 (250 amino acids)
Biological process (GO): cell adhesion; bicellular tight junction assembly
Cellular component (GO): plasma membrane; bicellular tight junction
Molecular function (GO): structural molecule activity
Source: RefSeq, a predicted model, not a curated record
CCUUCAGACGCCAGCGCAGCCCCUCUCAGUGGAAGCAGCAGCUUGAUUGUCCUGGAAGCAGCAGAUAUGAUCAGUAAUCACCAGCAACGCUGAGGCGCCGCCGCAUCCAGCGCUCGUAAAAGUCCAAACCCGCGAAGCGAGGUGGACGGAACUGGCGUCGCAGGCUGACGUCCGGCCAUCAUCACAUCAGAUAAGAACGCUGCUCUGCGGCGCCGCUGACCUUCAGGUUCCUGAACCAACCACAAACCAAAGCAAGGAGCGUUUGUGGCGUUGCCAAGGAGACGGGCGGCCGCUCACCGCUUAAGUUCAUGGAGGCGUAAGUUGUGCGAUGGCGCCAACGGCGUCUCCGCUGCAGAGGAACUGAUGCGGGCUCUCGGCUGCUGACACGCACUGCCCCCACAACAGGAAUCAGGAAAGUGCCUCGGCAUCAGCAGCCUCAGCUGCGCGUCCGUCACGCUCGCCUCCCUCCUCAUUUCCCUCCGCUGCAGCUCGCUGGAGCCGAGCGAAGAGGAGGCGCGUCCGGACCCGAUGCCGCCCGCCGCCGUCCAGAUCCUGGCGUUCGCCCUGGCGCUGCUGGGCGUCCUGGGAGCCGCCGUGGCCACGCUGCUGCCCAACUGGAAGGUGAGCGUCAACGUGUGGUCCAGCGUCAUGACCCCCAUCUCGCAGAUGCAGGGUCUGUGGAUGGACUGCGUGUGGUACAGCUCCGGCGUCUUCAGCUGCACCAUGAAGAGCUCCAUGCUGUCGCUGCCGGCCCACCUGCAGACCACGCGCAUCACCAUGGUGCUGUGCUGCCUGGUGGCGCUGCUCGGGCUGUGCCUGGGCUCCCUGGGGCUGAAGUGCACCCGCUGGGGGGGCAGCCGGCGGGCCAAGGGCCGCUCGGCCGUGGCGGCGGGCGGCUGCUUCGUGCUGGCCAGCCUCCUCUGCCUGGUGCCCGCCUCCUGGUUCACCAACGAGGUCAUCAGCGCCUUCCUGACCACGGACCUGCCGGACAGCAGCAAGUACCAGCCCGGAGGAGCUCUGUGCGUCACCUUCGUCUCGGCCGGCUUCCUUCUGGCUGCAGGCGUCAUUUUCUGCUUGUCGUGUCCGGGACAAGGGACGGGGAGACCGGGCGGCACCGCUGGCGACCCGGGCAGGGCUGCGGUCCACGCAGACGAGCGGCGGAGGCGGGAGCUGCAGCCGAGGGGCGAAGAGCCCAAACCCAGGCAGCACAAGACGGUCCACCUGCAGCUGGAGGAGCCCAAAGACAUCAGGGACAGCUACAGCCUGCAGGAGUACGUGUAGCUCCGCCGCGAGGAGCACAGGCGUUCAGCCACAGCCGGCGCAGCACGCGCCGCAGCAGCGGGAAUGAUUCACCAAAGCUGCAUCUGCGUUCGGCAGCUGCGCAGCCGUCUGCUCCCGCGGGACCCCAGCCGCAGCCGCACCAAAGACGCCAGGGAAGAAGAAAGCAAACGUCGUGAAAUCAGCCGCUGAUUCCACCUUUGGAGGUUCGUACUGAAGGCGUCAAACCACCGCCAUCAUUAGGAAGUGACAGAAAUAGAAGCAUCGUCCAUGAAGUGAUUUGAAACAAUGUAUCGAAUUUAUCAUCAAUGAACAGCUUAGAUUUAGGUCAUUGCCAAUAAAAUAGUGCAAGGUGGAAACAGAAGGAUUUAAUUUAACUUCUGGACAUAAAUCAAACUCAAAAGUACUGUAACAGCAACUGUCUCAAUCAUUGAAUGUUGUUGAACCUUUAGAAACAAUAUGGAUUCAUUUUGUAUCUGUAAUAUUGUUCGUUUCUAAUGAACAGUCCAAAUGCUGCUAACUUUGACCUAAUGUGAUCCGGUACAUCUGAGCUCCUGGUUCUGGUUCUGCAUGUGGUCCUGGACCCUGAGCGGAAUCCACAUCCAAGCUCUGCUCCGUGUUUUCCAGGCGUUCAGGUCUCAGUGGAGAAAGGUAAUGAUGCUCUUUGCUUUCCCAUUAUCUUCCUUUGCGCUUGGGUGCACACGCCCCCCCCCCUCCCCAUGGGAGGACGUGCAGAGGGCGGAGUUGCUGCGGUGACCUUUGACCCACAGUGAGCUAUCUGAUGAGCUUCAGACAUGUUUUUCUGUGGUGAACCUGACAAACGGGACGUUGAAGCAGCUGGAAAUGUUCAAACCAGCCAAAGAUGAGACUGUGAAUGUCUUUGAACGCACCAUAGCCUGACCGCCUCAUGUUUGAUGAGCUGCUGCCUUGUUAAUCUGCGCAUGGUUUCAUUAAAGCUCGUGCUGAU